Lachancea thermotolerans CBS 6340 is the source of this 1689-nucleotide messenger RNA. RefSeq names its product mitogen-activated protein kinase kinase PBS2 (gene PBS2). Bases 1 to 1689 code for a protein of 562 amino acids. The transcript has a single exon. The record is from RefSeq and is a predicted model, not a curated record. Gene Ontology annotation, biological process: cellular hyperosmotic response; protein phosphorylation; MAPK cascade. Lineage: Eukaryota; Fungi; Ascomycota; Saccharomycetes; Saccharomycetales; Saccharomycetaceae. Gene Ontology annotation, molecular function: ATP binding; MAP kinase kinase activity.
AUGGGGGGACUAGAGCCUUCAAACGGGGACCAUGAGAUCAAGAGAACCGGCUCGACGUCUUCCAAUUACAGCAAUAUCAAUGCUAAUCUCCAUGCUCGCGUAAAAGCGUUCCAGGAACAAAGGCAACUGAAACGGAACGGCAGCGUGGGAUCGGGGCAUGGAAGCGUUUCCAGUCAAUCGGGGAAGACAGAAGGUGGCGGUGAGCCUCAGAACAUUGACAAGAUCGUUAACAAGCCAUUGCCGCCGCUCCCUCCAAGCAAGGAAAGCGGACAGGUGCUUAGCCCCAUUCGGAGAGCGCCAAGGCCGCCCGCGCUCUCAGCAGCAGGGCCUGGAGGCGGAGCGGCUAAACCGAGCUUGAGCGCCAGGAGAGGCCUCAAGCUGCCCGCAGGCGGGAUGUCGCUCAAAAUGAAGCCACCUGCGCCUCAAGAGUUCGCGGGGGCCCCUUCGAAUCGCAAUCCGGCUGUCGCCACCCCCGGCGUGGCGACAGCGCAGAACGGGCGCCGCAGUAAUCCCGGGUCGCUCGUCAACGGCGUACAAACAACGUCGACGUCUUCCAGGCAGCAGAGGGACACUGAAGGAACCACGCCAUCUCAGCAGCAGCUCCAGCAACAGCAAAGUCGCAGUGGUUCCAACGGUUUAUUCACAAAUUUCUCGAAAUAUGUCGACAUCAAGUCGGGAUCCCUGAAUUUCGCGGGAAAGCUGUCAUUGAGCUCGCAGGGCGUUGAUUUCAGCAAUGGAUCUAGUUUCCGGAUUACGCUGGACGAGCUAGAGUUCCUCGAGGAACUGGGCCACGGGAACUACGGGAAUGUCUCCAAGGUCCUUCAUAAACCCACAAAUGUGAUCAUGGCAAUGAAGGAGGUGCGGCUCGAGCUGGAUGAGUCCAAGUUUACGCAAAUUCUUAUGGAGCUGGAAGUACUACACAAGUGCCAGUCGCCGUUCAUCGUGGAUUUUUACGGUGCCUUCUUCAUCGAAGGUGCUGUGUACAUGUGCAUGGAGUACAUGGAUGGUGGAUCAUUGGAUAAAAGUUACGACAGCGAAUACCUUGGAGGUAUUGACGAGCCCCAGCUAGCCCACAUCACCUACGCUAUCAUCCAAGGGCUCAAGGAGCUCAAAGACGUGCAUAACAUCAUACACCGGGACGUCAAGCCAACUAACGUGCUGUGUUCCGCAGCGCAGGGAACCGUGAAACUCUGUGACUUUGGUGUUUCAGGUAACCUUGUUGCAUCCCUGGCCAAAACUAACAUAGGGUGCCAGUCAUACAUGGCUCCUGAACGAAUUAAGUCCCUGAACCCAGAUAAAGCUACUUACACCGUUCAGUCUGACAUUUGGUCUUUGGGGCUCAGCAUUCUGGAAAUGGCGAUCGGCUCAUACCCCUACCCAGUAGAGACUUUUGACAACAUAUUCUCACAGCUGAGCGCGAUAGUCGAUUCACCACCUCCCAAACUGCCACAAGAUCGUUUUAGCCCCGUAGCGCAAGAUUUCGUUAAUAUGUGCUUGCAGAAAGUUCCCGAAAGAAGACGAAAUUACGCUGCGCUCCUAGAACACCCUUGGCUAAAAAGAUACAGUAACAUCGAGGUAAACAUGAGCGAGUAUAUAACCAACCGUCUGGAGAAGAAGCGCCUGAUCACAGAAGAGAAGGGCUCUGAACCUGUGAAGAACAUCCCUGCUCUUCAUAAAGGUGGACUUUAA